GCUUCGAGUAUCAGUUUUUUUAUAUUUUCAUUUUUUAAUUAAACUUUCCGAUAUGAUACCCCGUGUAAGAAAUACUACAUCAAAAUCACUUAAAACUAUCUUCAAUUUUUUUUCUCUCGAUUAUUCGAUUACGCUAAAUUCGCUGAUCGCCGUUGACCCUCGCGGCAUUCAACGUGUUAACUAUCAAUUAUAUAAUACGUUCAAGUGGCAGUGACACAGAAAAUAAUAUUACAGUCUGUAUGUAUGGAAACGUUUGCCGAAUUUAAGCGUGUUAUUUUCCCGUAAUAAAAAUGAUAAUCACGUGUAAUCUGGAGAUUGUGUAUUUACUUAUACGAGACCUUUGAUGGCAUGUUUCGCCGAAGAAGGAAUCAGCGUAUCAAUUCAGUCAGCUGUCAAUCCGAAUGUACCAGAUGCCCUUGUGAUCCAGAAGCAUCGGAUCGGAUCGAUCGUUUUGUUGGACGGGUUAAAUCUCACGUCCCCUGAGAAUGUUCUUCAUGUGGCAUCUCAGAAAUUUCUGUUUAAUUAUUAUAUCUCUUGGUUGAUGAUUACAACGAGAAAUAAUGAUGCUACGAUCGAUACGGUGCUUCGACAUUUGAAUAUCGGUAUUGAUAGUGAUGUCGUGGUUGCUACACCUUCUUCAUUCUACUCGAAAAUUCAAAAACUACCGGGAAGAACCUGUUCCUUCUUACAACGUUAUGGAGAUCAUUUUAAAUUUCAUGAGCCACCGAGCAAGAAAUUCGACGAAAAUGCAUCGAUCAACCUAAACUAUGCGAUUUUGGAGAAACGAACCGUAUUCUUCUAUUUCGUCCAUGUGUAUAAGAUCCGAUACGGUGAUAAUACCAGUCUGGUAACAAACUUUCUUGGAUCCUGGAAUCAAGACUCUUGGUCCUUUCACAAUCCAACGAGUGUCAAAUUACGAAAUGACUUCAAAGGAUUACCAAUUGUUUUUGGAGUAUUAAAUGGAACUAUUGACGGAGAGAUGGAUUCUACCGAAGAGGAGACGGAUGAUAUUGCUCCCCUUAUUGAUUUUGCCAGUUUUGUUACCAGCAGUGUGAAUGCAAGCAUAGAAUUAGUAUCACACCAGAAGCUGGGUACUCUGAACAACAAAGUCUGGAACAAUCUUCUUGGAGAUGUGGUGAGCGGAACUGUGGAUAUUGGUUUGGGAUACAUAACUGUGAACGAGGAACGGCAAACGGAAAUGACGUUCAGCCAUCCAUUAAUUCGCUACAUGAGAAACAUUUAUUAUCAUCCCCUAGAGAUUGGUACGAUGAGAGACAUAUUUCGACAACCAUUCAAUAAUUACCUUCUAGGAUGUGUUGCUUCCACAUACGUUGUUAUAUUAAUUGUAAUGGGAUUAAUUAUUUACGCUGCGAAGAAUGUUCUCCAUUAUGAAGAAGAGAAACACAUUGGAAUAGGAGAGGCUACAUUGUGGUGCAUCAGUAUAAUGUGCAUGCAAGGUUCACUAUGGAUACCAAGAAAUCCAUCUGGAAAAACAGUACUCCUAUUCAGCUUAAUUUUUUCUCUAGUCACAUACAGUGCCUACGCUGGUUUCAUUACUUCUAUAUUAUCAGUACAGACCAGUGGUAUCAGAUCAAUCACAGACAUUCUUUCGCACAAUUUCAAAUUAGGAUACAGCAGAACCGACGACGAGUACAUCAGAAACGUGAAUGAUAGUAAUCUUCGAGAAUUGUACAUAAGAGCAUUCAACAACCGAGAGUCUCGAUUGGACACGACUUCCGGUCUCGCGAAGGCCGUGAAAGGGCACUAUGGUUUCUUCGUGAGCGCUACCUUGGCAAGACGAGCCCUUAGGUCGACGUUGAUACAGGAAAGGUGUUCGUUAAGGGAGCUACCACUUCCGCAGACCUUCACCAUGGUGGCUCUACCCAUGGCUAAUUCUUGUCCCUAUAAAAAGGUCAUUAAUUUAAACAUCCUGAAAAUCCGAGAACGUGGGGUAUUGAACAGAAUCACCGAAAGAAUGCUGCCCGAAAUGCCCCGAUGCAAAUUACCCACAACUUUUCACAGUGCCAGAUUAACCGACGUCUAUUCCGCUUUCUUUAUCUUGAUAGCUGGCGGAGUGUCGGCCAUUUCGAUAUGGAUCGUAGAAAGAAUUUGGAAUAAACGUCGACAAAUGAAGGACACCAUUGUUCGUGGGAUGCGACAGCAUCAUCUGAUGCCGCAUUUCUCUCACCUGCCUCAUCUACCCCAUUUCCCUCAUUUCCCACAUUUGUCACAAUUGCAUAUUCGAGAUGAUUCGACGAAGAGCGACAACAAAUUCUUCGCUUCGAACCCGUCUACUUCUGUUCAGGAGAGACCAACAUUUAAAGAAUCAUCUUUCAAAAGGAAGAAAGAGAAAGAUGAAGAGACACACUCGGAAGAUAAAACGAGUUAUCCGCGUUUCGAGCAGGCAUUUUGUGGUUCGAGAAAGCAGACGGGUUCUAAGCGUACGAAUUGGACUCCUUUCUAUGGAUUACAUAAGGAAAAGUUUGGAAAACGAUCCAAGGAUAAUGAGAGCAACGAUGAUACGAUAUUUCCUUUCCAUCAGUGAUUUUAGGGGACGUUAAUCAAAGCUUAUAUUUAAUUUCAUAUUCGCGCCCAUUGGAAAUAGUGUUGCUACUGUCAGCUAGUAGAAAGCGACAACACUGAAUGCCGAAAAUUGCUUUUUUAAAUAAAAUAAGCAAUUUUUAUGCACAAUUAGUGCAAGUAACACGUCUGUAGUGAUCUUUUUAAAAAGAAGCACAUUUAAAGUAAUAUCAGCAGCACUUUGCUUUAAAUGGAAAAUUGUCAGUAUUAUUAAAA
Messenger RNA from Osmia lignaria (orchard mason bee), 2796 nucleotides. RefSeq names its product glutamate receptor ionotropic, delta-2. The record is from RefSeq and is a predicted model, not a curated record. Gene Ontology annotation, cellular component: membrane. Gene Ontology annotation, molecular function: ligand-gated monoatomic ion channel activity. Lineage: Eukaryota; Metazoa; Arthropoda; Insecta; Hymenoptera; Megachilidae.